Messenger RNA from Colletotrichum phormii, 537 nucleotides. RefSeq names its product ClpP/crotonase-like domain-containing protein. Lineage: Eukaryota; Fungi; Ascomycota; Sordariomycetes; Glomerellales; Glomerellaceae. The coding region runs from base 1 to 537 and encodes 178 amino acids. The transcript has a single exon. The record is from RefSeq and is a predicted model, not a curated record.
AUGACUUCGCGGUCGCGAAUGCAAAUCAAAAAGCCAGUCAUCAGCGCUGUAUCAGGAUAUGCUGUCGCUGGAGGAUUGGAGCUUUCCCUUCUCGGUGACAUUCGAGGCGCCGAAGAGACCGCGGUCUUUGGGGUGUUCUGCCGACGAUUCGGCGUCCCCCUCAUCGACGGCGGCACCGUUCGCUUGCAAGCCAUUGUGGGCCUCGGUCGAGCCCUCGACAUGAUCCUCACCGGCCGUGGAGUAUCCGCGGAAGAAGCGUUGCAUAUGGGCCUGGCUAAUCGGAUUGUGCCCAAGGGACAGGCUCUGGCAGAAGCAACAAAUAUCGCACGACAACUGCUGGUAUUCCCACAAGCUUGCAUGAACACCGAUAGGACGAGCUGUUAUUACUCAGCUUAUAGUGCUAGUUCAUUCGAGGACGCUCUGAGCAACGAGUUCAACCAGGGGAUCAAAGUGAUCAACACGGAGAGUGUCCGGGGUGCAGCGGAAUUUUCCAAGGGAGCGGGAAGACAUGGAAGUUUCGAAAAGGUCAAGAUUUGA